This is a messenger RNA of Canis lupus familiaris (dog), 3250 nucleotides long. RefSeq names its product kallikrein related peptidase 13 (gene KLK13). The transcript has 5 exons. Gene Ontology annotation, biological process: proteolysis. Gene Ontology annotation, molecular function: serine-type endopeptidase activity. Lineage: Eukaryota; Metazoa; Chordata; Mammalia; Carnivora; Canidae. The record is from RefSeq and is a predicted model, not a curated record. Bases 7 to 843 code for a protein of 278 amino acids.
GUCGCCAUGUGGCCCCUGGUCGCUGCGAUCGCCUUCCUGAUGGCGGCCUUGUCAAGCGGCAUCUCUCAGGAGUAUCCCAAGAUUCUCAACGGCACCAAUGGGACCAGCGGGUUUCUCCCGGGUGGCUACACCUGUCGCCCCCACUCUCAGCCCUGGCAGGCAGCCCUGCUAGUGCAAGGGCGGCUGUUCUGUGGGGGAGUCCUGGUCCACCCCAAAUGGGUCCUCACUGCAGCACACUGUCUGAAGGACGGGUACAGAGUUUACCUGGGCAAGCAUGCCCUGGGGCGAGUGGAGGCCGGAGAGCAGGUGAGGGAGGUAGUCCGCUCUAUCCCCCACCCUCAAUACCAGAUCAGCCCCACCCACCUGAACCACGACCAUGACAUCAUGCUUCUGGAGCUGCAGUCCCCGGUCCAGCCCACGAACCACAUCCGUGUCCUGCCCCUCUCCCACAACAACUGUCUCCCUGCUGGCACCUGCUGUCGGGUGUCUGGCUGGGGCACCACCACCAGCCCCCAGGUGAGUUACCCCCAAACCUUACAAUGUGCCAACAUCCAGCUACGCUCAGAUGAAGAGUGUCGCCAAGUCUACCCAGGGAAGAUCACACCCAACAUGCUGUGUGCCGGCACAAAAGAGGGUGGCAAGGACUCCUGUGAGGGUGACUCCGGGGGCCCCCUGAUCUGUAAUGGAACGCUCCAUGGCAUCAUCUCCUGGGGAGACUUCCCAUGCGGGCAGCCCAACCGGCCUGGCGUCUACACUCGAGUCUCUCAAUAUGUUCUAUGGAUCCGAGAAACAAUUCGAAACCACAAAACUCAGGAGCAGAAAUGGACAAAGGGCUCACAAUAAAUGCUAGGUUGGCUCACCUGCCUCCUUCCUCCCUCCAUGCCCUCACUAGGUUUGCCCAUUGCUUCUCUGCCCCUUCCAAAGUUCCACUUGAACCUGUGAUCCAUGUUCUCAGUAUGUCUAAUCCCAGCUGUCGUUUUGUGUUCCAAAAGCAUUAACUCACUUCCAAUAUCAUGAUCUCCCAGCUACUAUAUCCUGAAACACCUUGGUACCUUCAACAUCCCAACCCAGACAACGUUCCAGGGCUCCCACCAUUUCAACAUAGUCCCAGAUAGCCAUCUGAAUGUUCAGUCUGUGGAAUACCCUUAAGUACAUCCAUUGGCCUAUCUCCGCAAUAUUCUAUGUCCCAUGAAUGGAAUUCUCUACACAGUAUGCAACACCCCUUCAAAUAUUUAUUUAUUGCCCACAUUCUAGACACUUCUGUGUUUGGUGCUCAAGAAGGUUCUAGAUUCCUGUAAUAUUUCAUCCUGAAAAUAUUCUCUUAUGCCCAGAAUCUGCCCCAAUAAUAUUCUGCAGAUCUGAAUGAUUAAUCACAUCACAGCUAAUAUUGAAUCCUCAUAAAUGUUCAUUCUCACAUAGUUUGGGGUUCCCAAAUGUCGCAUCUCUACCUACAUCCCACAUCCAUCCUACAUCCCAAUAUUUUUGCCAGUAUUCCCCAUCUCUGAGUCCCUAUGCCCACUAAAGAUCAAUAGCAAACUAGACUAGAGUUUUGAAGUUCAGUACCCAGAGAGGCCUCCAUGCCUAGACCCUGUUAUCUGCCAAAUAUUCUGUCCUUUUAUCUCCCCCACAAGCAUCUUUGUUCAGUGACCUCAAAUGCAGUAAAUGCUCAAGCCUCCUGAGUACCAGUUUUUAACAAGCCAGAGAACUCACUGCCUCUUUUUUUAUCUGUAAAUGGGGCUCAUCAUUUUUCCUCAUAGCAUUGUUAUGAUUAAUGUCAAGCACUUCCACUAUUAUUAUUUGCUUAUUAUUAUUAUUAUUCUCUAUAAAAUAGAGAUGUCAACAACAACCCCUCAAAUUUACAGUGUUUGCAAAAAGUGUUACAUUUGGGAGGCCUGGCUGGUUCCGUUGGUAGAACAUGUAACUGUUGAUCUCAGGGUUCUGAAUUCAAACCCCAUACUGGGCAUAGAGCUUACUCAAAACAAAACAAAACAAAACAAAACAAAACAAAACAGAAAACAAGAAGUGUUGCAUACAUGUACUUUUUCAGCAUUUAUUCAAUGCUGACCAAUUGCAGGCACCCUCCUGGGUGUUGGUAAAAACAACUUUAUUUAACAAAUAUUGGCACUUAUAAGCCAAGCACUGUUGCAGGCACAGCUGAUAAACAGUGAAUUAGUUAAAACUGCCCUUGUAGUUUUAUCUUUGUAAGGAGACACGAUUAAAAAAAAGGAGUAAGGAAAUAGACGGGCAGGUAGAAAUGUGAGCCAUGGCAAAAAAGCAGAGAUGAAGGAUAGGGAACAUUGAGUUAGGGGAGUGAGUGGAGUUGCUAUUUUAUUUUACUUUUUAUAUAAGUUCUAUGCCCAAUGUGAGGCUUAAACUCAUGAUCCUGAGAUCGGGUCACAUGUGACCCAGCAGGUCCCCAGAGUUGCUAUUUUAAAUAGAAUGGUCUGGGGAAGAGACCUGAGGUGGUGCCAUUAAAAAAACAACAAACAAACAAACAAAAAACACUGAGAGGAUGGAGAGAGAGAGCCAAGUGCACAUCUGGGGAGCAACACCCCAUGCAGAGAAUACAAGUGCAAAGGCCCUGAGGCAGGAGCCAGCCUGGUCUAUCCAAAGAUUGGGAAGAUGGUGAAGAGGUUGGUGUGGAAGUGACUGCAUUUCAAGAGCUCAGGCAGGAGGCAAUGGUUCUUGGACUAGGUGAUGUUCUCAGGGGAAUUAAGGUGGCAGAUUCUGGAUCUGCUUGAAGAGAUUAUUGGACAGUGUUGGCUGACAUCAGAUGAAGAAUGUGAGAGAAAAGACAGCCAAGGAUGACUUCAAUGCUUUGGCCUAAGCAACCAUAUACUAAUGGAGAUGCCAUUUACUAAAAUUGAGGCAACUUUGGGAGGAGCAGAUUUGCAGAGAAAUGCCAGUUUUUGUUUUGAACUGUUUAUUAGACAAGUGGCAACAAAGUCCACCCUCGGGGGAUUUACAGAAAACUUACAAUGAAUCUAAAUAACUGCAAAUUGUGACGACUUCUAUGUGAUAAUAAAUGUAAACCAUGAAGGAUCUAAACAGGAUUUUGUAUUAGAGAAUUAGAGGGAAGGCUAUUUUCCACAGGUAGUCAGCAAGGACUUCUUGGAGGAGAUGGCAUCUGGCUGAAGACCUAGAAGGUGAGAGGGAUCCACUUGAGCAAAGAACAGUAGCAAUAUCUCUGAAGGAGGGAGUCAUCAUCUUUCAGAGUCCACCAUCCCCGGACUACAAGGGAGACUGUAGU